Messenger RNA from Amborella trichopoda, 3532 nucleotides. The record is from RefSeq and is a predicted model, not a curated record. Lineage: Eukaryota; Viridiplantae; Streptophyta; Magnoliopsida; Amborellales; Amborellaceae.
UCUAUCACACCAUCUAUCUCACUCUAGGUUUCUCAUAAUUGAAGGGCGCCAUUUCUUUCUCUCUAGGUUUUCUCCUCUAUCUCUACUGCAGGUUUCUCAGUUUUGCCAUUCCUCUCUCAGUUGCAGAAAUGAAUGAGGAGAUGGACAUGGAUAUGCCCCUUCAAGAUGAGCUCGAAUGGCUUGAGCACUGCGCCUCUCACCAAUACGAAGAAGAAUACGAAGAACCAGAACCAGACGAACCUCCCUCUGAGUUAGCAGAAUCCAUUCUCUCACCCCCAGCCCUGAAGAAAAGCGUACUUUUAAUUGGCAAUGUUCCUGAAAAUAAGCAAAAAUCACCAGAAGGAAAUGCUGGAAAGGAAAUGGACAUGGCUAUGCCUCUUUCUGAUAAGCUUGAGUGGUUGGAACACCGUGCUUCUCACCAUUAUGAGGAUUUUGAAGAACCUGAAAUUGAAAUGCUGGACAAUUUGCCUCUCCCUUUGCAAAACCAGAAGAAGAGGAUGCGAUCCAAUGGGUAUGAAGCAACAAAUGUUCCGGAAAAAAGGAAACUAUCCCCAACAAAGGCAGCAGAAAAGGAAACAUUUUCUGAGGAAUUGAAUAAAUUACCCAAUCUUGCUGAGGAAUGCCACGAAGAUGAAGAUUGGCUUAGGUAUCCUAAAGAGGGGGCAGACGAUUCAUCUUUUUAUGAUGGGUCAGUUUGGGAUGAAAAUUGGCCUUCUCGAUUUGCUUCAGAAAUUGAAGGGGAUUUUGUUCCCAUAACUGGAACUUCAGGAGUCAGGGUUUAUGCGAGAUUGAGCAAAGGGGAGGUGCUGGGUUUCAGAAACCCUAGUGUUGAAAGGGCAUCAUCUGGGCUCCUUUCCGAACCUAUCAGGUCUUUAAUGGAAAAAGUGGAACAAGAGGCACUUCAAAAGGCUUGUCUUGCAAGCACUCGAGUUCCAGAUGAAGAGAUCCAUUGCUUGGUACCAGAGGCUAGUGAACGGCUUUGGGUGGACAAAUAUGCUCCAAGUUCUUUCACUGAGCUUCUAAGUGAUGAACAGACUAAUAGGGAGGUCCUAUGUUGGUUGAAACAAUGGGAUCCUUGUGUAUUUGGAUCUCAAAUCAGGGCCACCCCUGAUUAUAUUAUGACUUCUUUGAGAAGACAUUCUUCUCCGUCUCAACGUCACAGUAAUAAGAGUUCAUACAGCAAUAAAGAUAGGGCCCCCCUAAGAGAGGUUCAGGAUUUGAAGAAACCAAGUAGCAUGAUUCCAGGAGAUAGCUAUGUGAAAAGCAUUUCUAGAUUUUGGAAUAAAAGGUCCAGUGGAAAUGAUCGUCCAGAGAAGGUCCUUUUGCUAUGUGGUCCUCCGGGUCUUGGGAAGACUACACUUGCCCAUGUUGCUGCCAGACACUGUGGUUAUCGUGUGGUGGAGGUUAAUGCAAGUGAUGAUCGAUCAGCCUCAACCAUCGAGGGGAAAAUACUUGAUGUAGUACAAAUGAAUUCUAUCAUGGCUGAUUCCAAGCCAAAAUGUCUGAUAAUUGAUGAAAUUGAUGGUGCUCUUGGUGAAGGGAAGGGUGCUAUCGAGGUGAUCCUGAAAAUGUUGGCUGCUGAAAAGAAAUCUAUUGCAGGAAAAGGAGGUAUCCUUGAUCAAUCACAGCCAGAGAAGAGUUCCACAAGGAAGGGAUCUCCUAAAACUAAUAAAAUUACAAGACUUUCAAGGCCUAUAAUUUGCAUCUGCAAUGACCUUUAUACUCCUGCUUUGCGGCCAUUGCGUCAAAUCGCCACGGUUCACACAUUUGUGCAGCCAAGCAUUAGUCGUGUGGUUAAAAGGCUUAAAUAUAUAUGCAAAAAGGAGGGAUUCAAGACUAGUGCGUUGGGACUUACUGCCCUUGCUGAAUAUACUGAAUGUGAUAUACGUUCAUGUCUAAACGCGCUUCAAUUUCUUUACAAGAAGAAAGAGAAUCUGAACACUGUAGACAUUGGGUCCCAAGUAAUUGGUCGAAAGGACAUGUCGAGAAGUAUUUUUGAUGUUUGGAAGGAGGUUUUCCAAAAGAGAAAAGUGAAAGUUGAGAGGGCUACUAGAAAUGACUGUAAAAAUUUACACAAGGAUUUCGAUCAUCUUCAUGACCUCAUUUCAAACCAUGGAGACUACGAGCUGAUUAUGGAUGGGAUUUACGAGAACUUUCUAAAUCUGCAUUAUCAUGACGCUUUGAUGGAAAAAACUGUGAAAUGCCUUGAUAUUCUUGGAGUUUCUGAUUCAUUUAUUCAGAGAAUUUUACGGACCCAACAGUUUUCACUCCAUGCUUAUCAAGCAUCACUGGCCAUAGCUAUUCGAAGUUUUAUUGCGCAGGUUGAGAAACCAACUAUUGAGUGGCCUAAGUCAUUUCAAAGAUCCAGAGUAACUUCCAUGGAAAAGAAGGAUCUUCUGAAGCUUUGGCUUGGCAAAAUUUCACCAUCUAUAUCAAGGCACUUCGCACCUGAAUCAUUUGUACAAGAUGCUUCUUCUUUGUUAUUAAAUAUUCUAUCACCGCCAACUUUAAGGCCUGUUGCAAUGCAUUUAUUAUCUGAUCGAGAGAGGGAUCAUGUGAAUAACGUAGUAGAAACAAUGGUUUCUUAUUCAAUAACAUAUAAGAAUGGAAAAGUUGAUCCCCCAGAGGGUACACAGAAAUAUGCGGCUACUGAGGUUUCGACACUUUGUUUAGAUCCUCCUCUUGGUGAUUUCAUGAAAUUUAAGGACCACCAUCCUGGGCACUAUAUCCUCCCUUUAGCUGUGAGACAGAUCUUGGUUCAUGAGGUUGAGAAACAUAAACUAUUGGGUGAAAACAGGAGUAGAUUUGAACUUCCAUCUGAAGUCAGUGUUCAUGAAAGCGUGCCGUUUCCAAGUAAAGGAGAUGCAAAAUCAUAUUCUACCAAAGCUAGUUAUGCGGCUUCACCUGUAGAAACUAGUCUAGCAAAAUCAGAAAAUGUAAGACCAAGACAACAGAAUGUUCAUGGUGGGAUAUCUAAUAAUGUUAAGGCAGUUGGGCUCAUGACUAAGACAACUGGAAAUGCAAAGAAGCCUGUGGGUGGCUCCAAUUUCUUUGACAGGUUUAGGAAAUCAAACUGCAAAGGGUCUCAAGGUCCGGACGCAUCUUUGCCACAAUCAGCAACUAUAGAAAGAGAUUCGCGCCCCCUUCUAUUCAAAUUUAAUGAGGAAAAAAGCUCAGUCCUGAAUCAAUUCUUGGAUAUGUUAUACAGGGUUUCACAAAUGCUGUUAAAAGGCCAGUGCGUGUUCGUGAACUCCUCUAGAGUUUGUCCAUUAAAUGUUUAGUAUUAUUCAAUGAGAUUAUGAGGUCAGUUUCCAUUUGAAAUUAUACAUAGGAGCCAUAAGCCAAUCUAUUAUCUAGUUUGCUUGAAAGUUUCCAGUUCUAGGGUGGUAAAUAUUGUUUUGAUCCUUGCUAGAUAUGUUCUUCUUUUUCCCACUGUUUCUUUUGUGGAUGUGCAUGUUUUUCGAUGAAUAAAAGUAAUCUAAGUCUGUAAUUUAUGGACGUAUAUGCAAUAAAUCAUCCCACAAGUUAUCUU